ACAAACUGUCCGCUUCUAACUUCACUUUUUCACGCCGGCUAUGUCUUUUUAAAGCAGGCGCAGGAGGUGUCGGCCGAGGAAGAAAACAAACAAAUCAUGGUUGUAGAUUAAUGCCGGAACGUCUGCUUGAACCACGCAUUUAAAAAGGAGAGACGAGGCACCAGAGGAACCCCCGGGGGAAGAGACGAGCCAAGCCGGCUCUAAGAUGCUGUUUGGCGCACUGAUAACUUUGCUGCUCGGCCUGGGUGCAGGCGUGGACGGCAGCGCGGAGUGUUCUUGUGGGAGGAACCACUUCACGUGUGCAGUCAGUGCGUUUGGCGAGUGCACCUGCAUCCCGGCUCAGUGGCAGUGCGAUGGCGACAACGACUGCGGCGACCACAGUGAUGAAGAUGGAUGCAUGCUUCCCACCUGCUCGCCGCUGGACUUCCACUGUGACAACGGCAAAUGUAUCCGCCGCUCGUGGGUGUGUGACGGAGACAACGACUGCGAGGACGACUCCGAUGAGCAGGACUGCCCUCCCAGGGAGUGCGAGGAAGAUGAGUUCCAGUGCCAAAACGGCUACUGUAUCCGGAGCCUGUGGCACUGUGACGGAGACAACGACUGCGGCGACAACAGCGAUGAGCAGUGCGACAUGCGGAAAUGUUCCGACAAGGAGUUCCGCUGUACGGACGGCAGCUGCAUCGCCGAGCAUUGGUACUGUGACGGCGACACGGACUGUAAAGACGGCUCCGAUGAGGAAAACUGCCCCUCAGAUGUGAUGGCGGCCACCUGCAGCGUGGAGGAGUUCCAGUGUGCAUAUGGCCGCUGCAUCCUGGACAUCUAUCACUGUGACGGGGACGACGACUGCGGCGACUGGUCGGACGAGUCAGACUGCUCAUCCCACCAGCCAUGCAGGUCUGUGGAGUUCAUGUGCAGCAGCGGCAUGUGCAUCAACGCAGGAUGGCGCUGUGAUGGCGAAUUCGACUGCGACGAUCAGUCCGACGAGAAGAAUUGCACUACGUCCAUGUGCACGGCAGACCAGUUUCGCUGUGGAACGGGACGGUGUGUGCGGUUGUCUUGGCGAUGCGACGGCGAAGACGACUGCUCGGACCGCAGCGAUGAAGAGGGUUGUGAGAAAUCGGAGACGUCGCCUUGCGCUCCGGACCAGUUCCAGUGUGGGAAUGGACGCUGUAUCGGUCAAAGGAAGGUGUGCAAUGAGGUCAACGACUGCGAAGACGGGACUGACGAACUCCCACAUCAUGAAUGUCGUCCUCGCUCCAGCGACGGCAACUGCAAUCAGAAUAACGGAGGUUGCUCCCAGAAGUGCCAAAUGGUCCGCGGACUGGUCCAGUGCACCUGUCACACUGGGUACCGACUGAUGGAUGACGGCCGAUCCUGCCAAGAUGUGGACGAGUGUGCCGAAGAAGGCUACUGCAGCCAAGGCUGCACCAACAUCGAAGGCGGCUUCCACUGCUGGUGUGUUCAAGGUUACGAGCUGCGGCCCGACAAGCGGAGCUGCAAGGCGCUGGGUCCAGAGCCUGUGUUGCUGUUUGCCAACCGGAUCGAUAUCCGCCAGGUUCUGCCGCACCGCUCCGAGUACACGUUGCUGCUCAACAACCUCGAAAACGCCAUCGCCCUCGACUUCCAUCACAGUCUCGAGCUGGUUUUCUGGUCCGACGUGACGCUGGACCGCAUCAUGAAGGCCAACCUCAACGGGUCUAACGUGGAGGAGGUGGUCUCCACCGGCCUGGAGAGCCCAGGUGGGCUGGCCAUCGACUGGAUCCACGACAAACUGUACUGGACCGAUUCCGGGACCUCCCGCAUCGAGGUGGCCAACUUGGACGGGACCCAGCGCAAAGUCCUACUGUGGCAGAACAUGGAGAAGCCCCGGGCCAUCGCCCUGCACCCGAUAGAGGGUAAGAUCUACUGGACCGACUGGGGCAACACACCUCGCAUUGAGUACGCCAACAUGGACGGCUCUAACCGGCGGGUGAUUGCAGACACGCACUUGUUCUGGCCCAACGGCCUGACCAUAGACUACGCGGGCCACCGCAUGUAUUGGGUCGACGCCAAGCACCACGUCAUCGAAAGGGCCGACCUGGACGGGCGCAAUCGCAAAGCUGUCAUCAACCAAGGUCUGCCUCACCCGUUUGCCAUCACCGUGUUUGAGGACAGCCUCUACUGGACUGACUGGCACACCAAGAGCAUCAACAGUGCCAACAAAUUCACGGGCAAGAACCAAGAGAUCAUCCGUAACAAGCUGCACUUUCCUAUGGACAUCCACACCUUGCACCCCCAGAGGCAACCUGAAGGAGGCAAGAACCGCUGCGGCGCCAACAAUGGAGGCUGUAGUCACCUGUGUCUCCCUAGCAACAAGACAUACACCUGUGCUUGUCCAACUGGCUUUAAGAAGGUGGACCACUACAACUGUGCUAACAGUCUUGACAAGUUCCUGCUUUUUGCCCGAAGGACGGACAUCCGACGAAUCAGCUUCGACACAGAGGACAUGUCCGAUGAUGUCAUCCCUCUGGCUGAUGUGCGCAACGCCGUGGCACUGGACUGGGACGCCAAGGACGGCUACAUCUACUGGACCGACGUCACCACGGACUCCAUCAACAGAGCCCUGUGGAAUGGCAGCAAACAGGAGUUGGUGGUGGACACCAGUCUGGAAAGUCCAGCAGGUUUGGCCAUCGACUGGGUGACCAAGAAACUCUACUGGACGGAUGCUGGUACGGAUCGUAUCGAAGUCUCUAACGCAGAUGGAAGCAUGCGAACCGUGCUUAUAUGGGAGAACCUAGACCGGCCCAGGGACAUUGUUGUUGACCCGAUUGGAGGCUUAAUGUACUGGACCGACUGGGGCGCCAACCCCAAGAUUGAACGUUCCGGGAUGGACUCUUCCGACCGUGUCGUCAUUAUAUCUUCCAACUUGACAUGGCCCAACGGACUUGCCAUUGACUAUGAGACUAAACGCUUGUACUGGGCAGACGCAGGCAUGAAGACGAUUGAAUUCGGGAACUUUGAUGGUUCCGACAGACAGGUUUUGAUUGGCACCCAGCUGCCACACCCCUUUGGUCUCACUGUACAUGAAGACAGGCUGUACUGGACCGACUGGCAGUCCAAGAGCAUCCAGAGCGCGGACAAGCUCACCGGUUCGGGACGGCAUACGCUCGCCGAAAAUCUGGAGAACCUCAUGGACAUUCAUAUGUUCCAGAGGCACCGUGAAACAGUCCACAACCCGUGUGCAGUGAAUAAUGGAGGCUGUAGCCACCUGUGUCUCCUGGCUCCUGCUCCCAAAGCUUACAGCUGUUCCUGUCCCACCGGGAUCAACCUUCAGGCAGACGGGAAAACCUGCACACCUGGAAUGAGCAGCUUCCUGAUCUUUGCACGGAGGACUGACAUCAGAAUGGUUUCUCUGGACAUCCCUUACUUUGCGGACGUGGUUCUCGCCGUCAACAGCUCCAUGAAAAACACCAUCGCUGUGGGCGUCGACCCCAAAGACGGAAAGGUGUAUUGGUCUGACAGCACACUGAAGAAAAUCAGCAGAGCCAACAUCAACGGGACGGCGGACGAGGACAUCAUAUCUACAGGGUUGAUGACCACCGACGGCUUGGCAGUGGACGCCGUGGGACGGAAGAUUUACUGGACGGACACAGGCACCAACCGGAUAGAAGUUGCCAAUCUGGACGGCUCCAUGAGGAAAGUUCUCGUGUGGCAAAACCUGGACAGCCCUCGAGCCAUCGCCCUCUACAACGAGAAGGGUUUCAUGUACUGGUCUGACUGGGGAGAACAUGCCAAGCUGGAACGUUCUGCGAUGGACGGGUCGGAUCGAGUAGUCCUCAUCAAUAACAACCUGGGCUGGCCUAAUGGUCUCGCUAUAGACGUGGCUGGAUCUCAACUAUUAUGGGCUGAUGCCCACACUGAGCGUAUCGAGGCGGCCGAUCUUAACGGCCAAAACCGCCGGACACUGGUGACUCCAGUCCAGCACCCGUACGGCUUAACCCUCCUCGGGUCCCACAUCUACUGGACUGACUGGCAGAGCCGGAGCAUCCAGCGGGCAGACAAGAAUACCGGAACCAACACCAUUACUGUACGUGCUAACUUACCGGGUCUGAUGGACAUUCAGGCCGUGGACAGAGAGAAACCUCUGGGAUUGAACAAGUGUGGCAGAAAGAACGGCGGCUGCACUCACCUCUGCCUGCCUCGUCCCAACGGUACGUCCUGCGCUUGUCCCACCGGCAUCCUGCUCAAGGGCGACGGCAGAUCGUGCGACGACUCCCCAGAGGCCUUCCUGGUCUUCUCCAACCGAGUCAGCGUGCGGAGAAUCUCCUUGGACACCGACGAUCACACCGACGUGCACGUGCCUGUGCCCGAGCUUCACAACGUCAUUUCGCUGGACUACGACAGCGUGGACGGAAAACUGUACUACACCGAUGUCACCUUGGACGUGAUAAGGCGAGCCAACCUGGAUGGCACAGGCAUGGAGACCGUAAUCAGCCAGGGUCUGAAGACCACAGAUGGGCUGGCUGUGGACUGGGUGGCCAGGAACAUGUACUGGACCGACACCGGCCGGAACACCAUCGAGGUGGCUCGUCUUGAUGGAACGGGUCGCAAAAUCCUGGUCAACAACAGUUUGGACGAACCCAGAGCCAUUGCUGUGUUCCCCAGCAAAGGAUUCCUGUUCUGGACCGACUGGGGUCAUAUCGCAAAAAUUGAGCGGUCUCACCUGGAUGGUACAGACCGGAAAGUUCUGAUCAACACCGACCUGGGCUGGCCUAAUGGACUCACAUUAGACUAUGACACGAGGAGGAUCUUUUGGGUGGACGCCCACUUGGACAGGAUCGAGAGCUCGGACCUGAGCGGGAAGCUGCGACAGAUCCUGGUCAGCCCAGUGUCCCACCCCUUCGCCCUGACCCAGUUGAAGCCGGUGUCCUCCCCUCUAACUCCUUUCUCCCGACUCUCGCAGCAAGACCGCUGGAUCUACUGGACUGAUUGGCAGACUAAGUCCAUCCAGCGGGUGGACAAGCACAACGGCCGGAACAAGGAGACGGUGCUGGCCAAUGUUGAGGGCCUCAUGGACAUUAUUGUGGUGUCACCUAAUAGGCAGACAGGGACUAAUCUCUGCGGGGUGAACAACGGAGGCUGCACUCACCUGUGCUUUGCCAAGACCAACAGUUUUGUCUGCGCCUGUCCUGAUGAACCAGACGGGCGUCCCUGCUCCACCAUUGCAGGCUACAUCCCGACUUCCCCCGCCAGAGAAGCCAGCAGCACAACCGUUCCCAAUAAAAUCCCCAAGGCUCCAACAGAACCCUCUCAAAGAGGACCGUCAGUGGUCAACUGCACUGACAAGAACCUCAAUAUCGAAGGGUGUUUGCAGAGCAACGUGGUGACAGCUCCACAUGGAGAAGGACUUCACAUCAGCUAUGUGAUAGGCGGAGUUUUGACCAUGUUGGCGAUUCUCAUCCUCAUUGCUGCUUUGAUUAUUUAUCGACAUAAAAAGUCCAAGUUUGCCGACCCAGGAGUCAGCAACCUGACCUACAGUAACCCUUCGUACCGCACGUCCACCCAAGAGGUCAAGAUCGAGGCGUCUCAGAAGCCUCCGAUAUACAAUCAGCUGCGAUACAAGAAGGAGGGCGGCGUGGACGGCGGCUACACCAAGGAGAAGAUCCGCAUCGUGGAGGGCGUGUGCCUCCUGUCCACCGAGGAGCUUUACUGGGACGACCUGAAGCAGAUCAAGCCGUCCCGGGGCGGCCUGCACGCCUGCAUGCGCACCGACACCGUCUCCCUGCAGGCCAGCAGCGCCUCGCUGGACGACGGCGAGACGGAGCAGCUCCUGCAGGAGGAGGCGUCGGAGUGCUCCUCCAUAACCACGCUCGCCCCUUCCGCCGUCACCCCGCAGCGCCACGCCCACCACGCCCUGCCCGACACCGGCUGGGCGUCCAUGCGCAAACCCUCCACCGAGAGCGAAGUGUGAGGACCGUGCUUCGUCUUCGCCCGUAUGUAUUUAGAGCUGCCGCGCACGGGAUGCUCGCGCAGAUUCCCCCAUUUAGAGUCGGCGUAGGCAACUCUUUUUUAAAAAAAAAAAUAAAAAAAGUGGGGCUCCGUCCUACUUGGUGGCAUCCACAUCCCCCUUAGUCUGCGCGCACACCAUCAACUCAUUAGCAUGCUGGAAUAAGGCAGCGAAGGACCCCCGGGAGGAAGUGGCCAGAGACACAAACGCUAAAGGAAGCGGACUCAUUUUCUCUCGCCGUGUCACUUUUUAUGCAAGCUUCUUUCCUCCCGGGCGGAAAAACGACUUCUUCCACGCCCUAAAAACCACUCAUCUCUUUACGAAAACUCUAUUUAUGAACUUUUUUUUUUUGUGUGUGAGUGUGUGUGUGUGUUUUUUUCUUCUUUUUGUACUCGCUUUUAGACUUAAACAGAGCGGCGGCGGCGGCGUGUCGAGCUUCGUGCAGCAGUUGUGUUUAUGACGGUGCCAAAGGGGCGGGGCUUCAUCCGCUAAGUCCUGGCGCUUCUUCCUGAAAACAAUGUUUUUAUCGCCGUUUUUUUUACACUUUUAUUAUCGCAAACGCCGCCUGGAAGAUUGUAUCGUUCAAACCAGUGGCUCUUUUUUUUAAUUGAAUUAUAUUUAUAUAGCGCUUUUCUCAAGUGACUCAAAGCGCUUUACAUAGUGACACCCAAUAUCUAAGUUACAUUUAAACCAGUGUGGGUGGCACUGGGAGCAGGUGGGUAAAGUGUCUUGCCCAAGGACACAACGGCAGUAACUAGGAUGGCACAAGCGGGAAUCGAACCUGCAACCCUCAAGUUGCUGGCACGGCCACUCUACCAACCGAGCUAUGCCGGUUGGUAGAGUGGCUUUCUUUUUUUUUUUCCCCACCUCAGAAAACACGUGGCUCGCCAAGCAGUAGCGUAGUAGGCAUAAGUAUUCAUCAGAAACGAGGCGGAGGUUUUAUUUGCGAUUCCAUUCGAUAUUUCAGGCCACUGACAUUACACAUAGUUUCAAUAUAGCAAGAUAAAACACUGUACUUUCAAACCAGUGGCUCUUAAGCUUUAUUUCUUUUUUUCCCCGCCUCAGAAAACACGUGGCUCGCCAAGCAGUAGCGUAGUAGGCAUAAGUAUUCAUCAGAAACGAGGCGGAGGUUUUAUUUGCGAUUCCAUUCGAUAUUUCAGGCCACUGACAUUACACAUAGUUUCAGUAUAGCAAGAUAAAACACUGUACUUUCAAACCAGUGGCUCUUAAGCUUUCUUUCUUUUUUUCCCCGCCUCAGAAAACACGUGGCUCGCCAAGCAGUAGCGUAGUAGGCAUAAGUAUUCAUCAGAAACGAGGCGGCGGUUUUAUUUGCGAUUCCAUUCGAUAUUUCAGGCCACUGACAUUACACAUAGUUUCAAUAUAGCAAGAUAAAACACUGUACUUUCACGAAGGGAUGCUUUGGCGUAUCACUGGUUUAUACCACAGGUGUCAAACUCAAGGCCCGGGGGCAAGAUCUGGGCCGCCACAUCCUUUCAUAUGGCCCGCGAACGCCUGGAAGUGACACGCAUCAAUAAAGUAAGCCCCUUAUUUUUUUUCACUAUAUGUAUUUUUUUUUUUCUCCAUUUUGACAGAAAAAUUUCCCACAUGAAAUUGCGUACCUUUUUAAAAUGUUAAUGAUAUCAAAUAUUGCAACAAACUUGGUCAACAUACAAAUACAUUUGCUUGACAAUACAUGUUAUAAUCAAACAUUUUUUUACAGCAUAUAAAUAGAAAAAGCUAACACUGUUUUUUUUUUUCUGGUAAAAUUAUGUUGACUUAGGUGCCAGUUUUUUUUUACCGUUAAAUCCGUGGUCGUUUUUGCGAUGCUUUUUUUUUUUAACGAUACUAUUUUUGGUUUUGUGUUAAAAACAGGCAGCUCAGUUGCCACAAUUUAAAAAAAACAAAAAAACAGUGGCACUGUUUUUUUCAUUUACCGUAAUAUUAUUAAAAAAAAACACAAUUUUAUAUUAAAAUUCUGUUGACUGAGUUAGCAGUUUUUCGCUGUAAAAAUGUGGGAUUGUUGCUUUUUAAGGUGUAUUACUGUAAAUGAAAACCUGGCAAAAAAACUGUGGUACUGUUUUUAUAUUUACAGUAAUAUGUUGUAAGGGACAAGCGGUGGAAAAAUGGAUGGAUUUAUAGAUGUUGUAAAACCCAGUGUAAAUUUUAAGUACAAUCCAGGACACUAAGCUGACAUUUUGUUUUAGUUUUUUUCAGAACUGUGGUACUGUUUUUCCAUUUUCUGUAAAAAAAAAACCACACACAAAAAAACACUGCAUAUUUUACAAUAACAUUUUUUUUUACUGUAAAAUCUACGGUUGUUUUUACGGUGUAUUAUUGUAAAUAGAAAUAACAGUUUUUUUCUUAAUUUUGGCAACU
Messenger RNA from Nerophis ophidion (straightnose pipefish), 8362 nucleotides. It is a transcript of the gene lrp4, whose product is annotated as low density lipoprotein receptor-related protein 4. NCBI's taxonomy places the organism in Eukaryota, Metazoa, Chordata, Actinopteri, Syngnathiformes, Syngnathidae. Gene Ontology annotation, molecular function: protein binding; calcium ion binding. The transcript is spliced from 38 exons. Bases 206 to 5950 code for a protein of 1914 amino acids. The record is from RefSeq and is a predicted model, not a curated record.